AAGUGCAUCAACACCAUGGCGAAAGCGACGUCAACCGUGUGUGGGUAAAUUUUUGUUUUCUACAUCGAACUGCUGUUUCUUGUUUGUUUAUAAGUUAAAAGACUGUUUGUUAAGUUUCUCGAAGUGUUUAUCCGUUAUCAAGUGUAACAGUUUAUAGUUCAAAAUAAAAAGUUUUGUGUGCAAAGUUAUAACGAACUCCGGGAUCAGUUGAGAAUUCAGGUGUCAACGAGGAUGACAUUCUCCUCAUACACGGCACCGUUUAGCUAACUAUAAAGAUACAUUUUCAACAAACAAACUGAUCCGACAAACGAAAAUGCAGCGGCAGUAAGCUGCCACACAGUUGGUGUCUCGCCAUGCAGCGCGCGGGUGGGAGCAGGGCCUGUGCGCCAUGAGCCACACUCCUAUAGGCGGCCACCCGCAAGGUUGGGAGCACAAGCUUGCUGACAGGUCGUCGCUGCCGCCGGCUUCAGGGGAGGAGAGAAGCAAAUCUCAAUCCAAACAUGUCUUCACACACCCACAUCUCUCUAAGAUGGGAGCGGCGGCGUGGCGCGAGGAGACGGAGGGCUCGUCGGGCAGCUCGCCGCGCUCGCCCGCCUCGCCGCCCUACAUGCGCUGGGCGCGCACCCUGCACGACCUGCUCGAGGACGCGGAGGGCGUGCGGCUGUUCCGCAAGUUCGUGUCGGGCGCGGGCGGGCUGCACGUGGACCGCCUCAACUUCUACUUCGCGGUGCAGGGCCUGCGCCAGGAGACCGAGCCCCCCAAGAUACGGCAGGUCGUCUCCGCUAUAUACAAAUUCCUGCGCAAAUCGCAGCUAGCGAUGCCGGAGGAGCUGAAGCAGCGCGUGAAGCAGAGCCUCAAGGAUGGCUCCAGCAUAGAGAAGACCAUCUUCGACAAUAUGGAGCAAGAGGUGACGCUUGCAAUAACGGAGACGACGUACCAGGCGUUCCUGCGGUCGGAGGCGUACGUGUCGUACGUGAGCGCGGCCACGCAGCCGCUCUCCUCGCCCGACACGGAGCCCCCGCACAGGGACCUCGCCACGCUGGGGUGCGGUCUGGCGACGCUGCACGAGGGGCAGGAGCUGAGUGCGGGCGGCGGGGCGGGGGGCGCGCCCGCGCGCCUCACGCACGACGCCCUUCUCGCCACGCAGUCGCGCCGUCUGCACUCCGACACCGCGCCGCACCGCAAGCGGUCGGUGUACAGCGCGCACGUGUCGUACGCCGGCUACUGCCCCGCCUCGCGCCAGGACUCGGAGCGCGCCAGUCUCAGCAGCGGCCGCACUGAUAGCGAUGCUGUAUCUCUUUCUGGCAGCAGCGUCGACGGCAUGGCGGUGCGCGGCCGCGAGCCGCGGGAGUCGCGUCACCGGCCGCGGCUGCACGGUCUCGACAGACACGCUCUCAUCAACAAGGAGCAGGACACCGCCAUGGUGAUCCCACGCACGCAGCGUGUGCAGUGCGAGCAGCUGCGCGCGCUGCCGCCGCAGGAGUUCGCCGCGCUGCUCACUGAGAAGCUGGAGCGCGUCCGGCGAGACAUCGACGCCAAGGACCGCCUCGAGAGGAGGCUGGCGGAGGGCGAAGGCGAGGAGCUGUCAUCCCAGGCAUUGCCGCCGCAGCUGGUGGCCGCCGCCAUCCGAGAAAAGCUGCAGGUCGACGACGACAACGAUCAGGACAUCCUCGAUCAGCACGUGUCUCGUGUGUGGUCGGAGCGCACGCCGGGUGCGUCCCCGCCGGGGGGGCGGCGCGCGCGCGGCAGACACGCCCCGCACCCAGCGCACACCACGCACCCCGCGCACACCACACACCCUACGCACCCCGCGCGCCGCGCACCCUCCGCCAUCUCCGCAGACUCGGGACACUACGACGCGCCCGAGGGGCUGCACCAUCCACACUCUCUUACACGCAGAUCGUUAUCAAAGAAGACGGCGACGGAGCUGACGGACAGCGGCGUGUCGGUGGUGAGCGAGGGCGGCGCCAGCGUGGAGCCGCGCAUCCUGCUUUGGAUCGCGGAGGGCUCGGAACGCCUCGAGCGCCUGGAGCGCCGCCAGAGAGACCUCUCGCGGGCCUCCAGCGCGGAGCGCGACGAGCCGCGCCGCCGCGACAGGCAGCCCGCACGCACACGGGGCGGCGGUGGUGGCGGUGGCGGUGGCGGCGGCGGCGGCAAGGGCGCGGCGGAGCACACGGUGGUGGUGGUGAGCUUCCUGGACGAGGCGGUGCCCUACCGCUUCAAGGUGCCCUCUGUGCCUCUCACACUCAAGACCUUCAAGGACUACCUGCCUAGGAAAGGAAACUACAGAUAUUUCUUCAAAACGGAGUGCGCGGACCUGGACAACACGGUGAUACAAGAGGAGGUGAGCAACGACGCCGACACCCUGCCCAUGUACGAGGGCAAGGUGAUGGCGCGCGUCAAGAACAUCGAGUGAACACCGCCCACUGCCCCGCCCACACCCGCCGCGGACACGCCCACACACGCCCACAUUGUACAAACGUCCUUGUUAUCCGAUAAAUGUAUAAAUUAGGACGAAUUUCCUUUAAACAAGCGUUAUAACGCUUAUAAGACAAUUUAUAGAAAGUGUCGAACGACAUGUGCAAGCAAAUAUCACUUCUAUGUGAGAAGAGAUACAGUGAAUUAUGUGCGGUAUUCGCAUGCGCGGCGUCGCCCUGUCUGCCGCCACAGUGAGAGACUACUUUAAGAACUACUAAAAUUUUGCACGUUACUAAUUCCAGUGAUUUGAGAUUUGUAUGGAAAAAUGUUUUUGAUUUAUUUACUGUCUUGUGUCUUGCCAGUUUCUAAAAACGUUGCAAAAUUUUAAAUAAUGAAGAUUCGAUUUUUUUUUAUUAUUUUUGUAGAUCUUACGGAAUUCCGUAUUUGUAUUUAUUAAAUGACAAAUCGUGUUUUCGAUGUAUGACAAAUUUAAUAAAAUGUUGUUUUUUAUGUUAAAAAUGAUAAAAUAUUUACUGAUUUGACAUGCUCAGCUGAUUGAGCUAUAAAUCUAAUGAAUUAAAAUGGUGUUAACAGCGAUAGAAGAGUUAUUUAGCCGCAGACAGGGCAACACUAGACUUUUGUAAAUUAUUUAUUAAACAAAAAUAAUUACGAUAGCAUUAAUAAUAGUUAUAAAUGACGAAUGUAAUAUAAAAUCGGUUCCUCGGCGUCAGUUUUAGACUUUUUUUUUAUGUUUUUAAUUUCGGAGCUAGUUGAGUACGCUUACUACUGUACGAUAUAUAUUUUUUUUCAAACCGUACGCAAUUUUCUUUAUAAAAUAUACCUAGUGUUAUAUGAAUGACUGCUUAGUUUGUAUAUUUCAACUUAGGUGUUAACAAAGUGUUCGUUCGAAUCAAAUUGUGUUCGUUGAGUGCGGAUUUGGGUAUCGAUGUUUUUUUUUUAUAAUGAAAUUAAACCCUGAGUGAUAGAUGCUUAGCUUUACAAAUAAACGCUGUAUAAAGUUAAAGGAAUAAACUGAGUAUAAGCAAAAUU
This is a messenger RNA of Papilio polytes (common Mormon), 3468 nucleotides long. RefSeq names its product axin (gene Axn). Lineage: Eukaryota; Metazoa; Arthropoda; Insecta; Lepidoptera; Papilionidae. The coding region runs from base 389 to 2416 and encodes 675 amino acids. The record is from RefSeq and is a predicted model, not a curated record. The transcript is spliced from 18 exons. Gene Ontology annotation, biological process: negative regulation of canonical Wnt signaling pathway.